UAUUUGAUUCUACAACCAGUAGGUCUUCGACUCUGUGUCUUCUCCAUGCCUUUUUAUGAUUUUAUCUACGUCCCGAACCCAGAAAAAACCCCCACCAUACCAGCACCAUCUAUGGCGAUCGAAUCCUACUCCAUUCGUCGGGAAAACGUUUGGUUCGAAGAUUCACGGCGACUGCCACAUCUCCCGCUCGAAACCAUCGGGGAAAUACUCUCCAGAGUUCCCGUCAAGCCUCUACUGCGAUUCAGGUGCGUUUCCAAAUCAUGGCGCUCUUUGAUUUCCGAUCCGAAAUUCGCGAGAGCCCAUCUUAAUGUAGCAUCUGCCAGCACUGAUUAUACCCACCACAGACUGCUCCUAACUAGUGGUUUUCUGAAUCCAAGAAUCAAGUCCUGUUCCGUUAGUUCUAUUAUGCAUGAGCAGUCUGAUACUACUGCUGUUGACCUCGACUAUCCUUUCGAAAAACCUCGCGAAAGAGUUUGGAUUGAGUUUAACGGUUCCGGUAACGGGUUGAUGUACAUCACUGUUCCAGAUUAUAUGAUGUAUCUAUGGAACCCGGCCACUAGGAAAUCCACGAAACUGCCCGAUAUUAAAAUGCCAAAUAUUCUCUUCAUCAAUACAUGCGGUAUCGGUUACGACAACUGUACUGACGAUUACAAGGUGGUGGUCUUCCUUGGUGUCGAUGUCGAUAUGUUUAUUCAGGAAAGAGUGGAGGUGUAUACGUUGAGGACUCAUUCUUGGAGGAGGAUUGGAGACUGUCCUCAUUCUCUUGACACGACUGAUUCGGGGAAAUUUGUGAGUGGGGCACUCCAUUUGUGAGUGGGGCACUCCAUUGGCCUUCGCUUGAUUCUUAUUGGAAUAUUAUUGUUUCUCUUGAUUUGGCAAAGGAGACAUAUGGGGAGGUUUUGCAACCUGAUUAUGAUAGAGACUAUUGUUUGGUCUCCACAGUAGGUGUUUUAAGUGGAUGCCUAUGUGUGUUGCGUCAAUAUAAUGAUUGUGCUGAUGUAUGGGUGAUGAAGGACUAUGGUAUCAGAGAGUCUUGGACCAAGUUGAUUGCGAUACCUUAUUUAACUCCAACAGAUGAUGCCUAUUCCGUACCUUUGUGUAUUUUGAAGAACAAUGAAGUUUUAGUGGGUACUGGGAUGCAUUUAGUGAGGUACUGUCCAAAAGAUGCCAAAUUUAGUAAUCCUAAGAUUCAAAAUUGUUUUGCAUCUUUUAGUGCAUAUCCCUACGUUGAGAGCCUUGUCUCGCCCAACUCUAACGAUGGGAUUCAGCAGCAACAACAGUAUUGAAGGAAGUAAAGGUGUGGGCUGAUCAUCGAACCAACUCAACAUGGAGGAUGCAAGACAAUUGAAGCCUUUACUCGCAAACAGUUCCUCGAGAUCAUCCAAAGAGCUGCUGUUUGGCAACCCAACCCAACGGUAUCGUUUCUGUUUAAUCCAUUGUUGACCGCAAUCGCCUGCAGCACAAGCUCUUCAUCCACUUUCCAGGAUGGAGAGGCUUCCCGGCCUAUGGUACCUAUUGUCUCAUUUGGGAUUGGCAAUGUUUGUUGUGAUGAAUAUGACAUUAGAUACUUCGUUUCGGUUAGAAGAGGCUCAAGUCCUUGACAUUGUGUUGUUUCGGCCUUAUAUGGAAGAAGUAUAGAAAACUCUUAAUUGAUAAAUAAAUAAAUAAACAAUCAACAUUUAAACUA
This is a messenger RNA of Rhododendron vialii, 1687 nucleotides long. Its product is annotated as F-box/kelch-repeat protein At3g06240-like. The record is from RefSeq and is a predicted model, not a curated record. The transcript has 2 exons. The coding region runs from base 46 to 813 and encodes 255 amino acids. Gene Ontology annotation, molecular function: protein binding. NCBI's taxonomy places the organism in Eukaryota, Viridiplantae, Streptophyta, Magnoliopsida, Ericales, Ericaceae.